UCUCUUUCCGUCUGUAUCUCUCUCCCGUUCUCACUGGAACACAUGAAAUUUGGAGGCUCUCCUCCCGAAACAAGAACACAGCAGUCAUCGAAGCGAUCGGCGAUACCCCCUCCCCACAUAACAUGGCUACAAUUGUAACCUCGACCAGGUUUACCGACGAGUAUCAGCUUUACGAGGAGCUCGGAAAGGGUGCCUUCUCCGUGGUGCGCAGAUGCGUUAAGAAAUCCACAAACCAGGAAUAUGCUGCUAAAAUUAUUAACACAAAGAAACUAUCAGCAAGAGAUCAUCAGAAACUGGAACGAGAGGCCAGAAUCUGUCGUCUUCUUAAGCACCCCAACAUCGUACGACUCCAUGACAGUAUUGCAGAAGAAGGUUUUCAUUAUCUGGUGUUUGACCUUGUGACGGGGGGCGAGCUGUUUGAAGACAUCGUUGCCAGAGAGUAUUACAGUGAGGCUGACGCGAGCCAGUGCAUCAAUCAGAUCUUGGAGAGUGUCAAUCAUAUUCACCAGCAUGACAUUGUGCACAGAGACCUCAAGCCUGAGAACCUGCUGUUGGCCAGUAAGAUGAAGGGAGCAGCAGUGAAACUGGCUGACUUUGGGUUGGCCAUCGAGGUGCAGGGAGACCAGCAGGCAUGGUUCGGUUUCGCAGGCACUCCUGGCUACCUAUCUCCAGAGGUCCUAAGGAAAGACCCAUAUGGUAAACCUGUGGACAUCUGGGCCUGUGGUGUGAUCCUUUAUAUUCUGCUAGUGGGCUAUCCUCCAUUCUGGGAUGAAGAUCAGCACAAGCUGUACCAGCAGAUCAAGGCUGGAGCUUACGAUUUUCCUUCGCCUGAGUGGGACACUGUCACCCCUGAGGCCAAGAACCUCAUCAACCAGAUGCUAACCAUCAACCCAGCCAAGAGGAUCACUGCCGAGCAGGCCCUCAAGCACCCGUGGGUCUGCCAACGGUCUACAGUGGCAUCCAUGAUGCAUCGCCAGGAGACUGUGGAAUGUCUGCGCAAGUUCAAUGCUCGGAGGAAACUGAAGGGAGCCAUCCUCACCACUAUGCUUGUUUCCAGAAACUUUUCAGUGGGCCGGCAGCAUACCAGCCCUGCUGCUCCCACCACCAGCACUGCCGCGCUUGCACAGGAAGCAUGCAAAAGUUUGUUCAACAAAAAACCAGAUGGAGUUAAGCCACAGACAAACAACACUAAAACCAGUGUAGUGAGUGCUGUAGUGAGUGCCCUGAAGGAUAGCAGCACAGCCUCCUCUACACCAAUGGAGCCACAGACUACAGUAGUACACAAUCCAGCAGAUGGUACCAAGGGCUCCACAGAGAGCUGUAACACCACUGAGGAGGAGGAUCUGAAAGGGAGCAAAGCAGAGAGUGCCCAGGGAGCCCACAGCAGUAGUGCCGGGGACGAGCCGCCUGCUCUCGGGGCCACGCCACAGGGCUCUCCAGCCACUCGUAAGCAAGAGAUCAUCAAGAUCACAGAGCAGCUGAUAGAGGCCGUGAACAAUGGGGACUUUGAAGCUUACACGAGAAUUUGCGAUCCUGGCCUGACCUCAUUUGAGCCUGAAGCUCUGGGGAACCUGGUAGAAGGGAUGGACUUCCACAAGUUUUACUUUGAAAAUUUGUUGAGUAAGAACAACAAGCCUGUGCACACCACCAUCCUGAACCCCCAUGUACACCUGAUCGGGGAGGACGCUGCCUGUAUCGCCUACAUCCGCCUGACGCAGUACAUUGAUAGCCAGGGCCGCCCACGCAGCUGCCAGUCGGAGGAGACCCGUGUGUGGCAUCGCCGCGACGCCAAGUGGCUCAAUGUGCACUUCCACUGCUCAGGGGCACCAGCCGCUCCCUUACAGUGAACUUCGCAGGGCAAAGGUUGCCUGGAUCCUUGAUUGAUGGGAGUGUUUCUUCUUUGUGGCCGGAUGGACACACAGAGGCUGGCUGGACGACGCUGCAGACACGCCAUUGAAGAAAUUUGACAACAUCCAGUCCAACUGUCAAUACCACCUUUCCUGUCCAACCUUUGACCAAUAGGAGCCGGCCACGGCGGUGGCCCCGCCCACAGGACGGUGCAUGCAUCUGACGCCCACAUGGGGGCACUGUUUAGUCCUUUUUCAUGGAACCAUCUUUUUUGCCCGUUAAAGAUGUCCAGGAGGUGUUGUAAGUACUGAUUUAUGACUUCAUAAAUAUACUGUAUAUUGAAAAAUGGAAAAAAAAACCAGAAGCUACAAUCAAGUUUGAAAAACAUUUAUGUAAGUGAAAUGGAAUGGGGGUGGGGAGUCAUUACAAAGAAAAUUCACAAAAAACGACUAUUGUUCCGAACUCUUAGUUUAGAUGGGCGUAAUCUAAAUCCUCCAUCUUGUAUACUUUGUAGAUUUUGGAUACAAAUUAUUUAGAGAAUUAAGAGAACAUGUCAACUAAUUAGAAAAAAUGUCAUAAAUCUGAAGAGUACAGAUGUACUUCAUAUCAAGAAGCACCAAAGUGUAGUGUUUAGGCUUUUAAAGAAGUCUUUUUUUUCUUCUUAUGGUCUGUUGGAAGGGAUGAGAGUUUCAGGGUUUUAGUAUUCUGUUAAUGGUGUUUUUUAAUUUUUUUUUUUUUUUUUUUUUUUUUUUUUUUUUUAAUUAUCUUUGACUGGGGUUACAUCAGAAAGUAUUUUGUGUUAAGCGAAUUGAUUUUUAAAAUAAUUUUAACACUUUUUUUAAGUUAACCUUAAUAUACCUGUAAAGUUGGAGAAAUAUAUAUUUAAAAGAGAUCAAGUGAAAUAAGGUUCACCUCCAGGGUGUGGGAUUUUUCAUGUAACUCUGUUUAGUGUGUGUGUGUGUGUGUGUGUGUGUGUGUGUGUGUGUGUGUGUGUGUGUUUGCAUGUGUGUGUGUUUAUAUGGACUCGUUAUUAAACACAUCACACUACUAUAUUAUUCUAAGUAGAUGGCUCAGCCUCUAGUUUGCUUCAUAUCAGUGUGUGGUUGAGAGCCCAAAUGAACAGACCAAGUUCUAUCAGAAUAGCAUUAAACACUAGUACACAGAGAGGCUUUUUCAUUUUAGUUCUUUGCAGUCAUUAAGAUAUGUCAGAUUCUCAUACACUCCCAUGCACACUUACACCACACACAAGCCUCUCAAAAUCCAUUCCCAAAACCCAUUACCCAGAAUUCAUAGAAGUUGGUCUUCAGAUGUCUCCCAUCUUGAGAAAGAAAUUUUAGUUAGAUGGCACAAAUGCAAAGCCAGAUUAUGUAGCCUCUCUGGUGGUCAAUAUGAACCAAAUACCCAAAAGGCACCUUGAAGAUACCCUUAGUGAUGGUGUAUUGGGACAUAGGUUUGGUUUUACUAAACCAAGGUUGAAGCACUGGCCGAGGACAUGAAUCAUUUUUCUCAAACAAGAUCACACACACAGCCUUCUCAUAUUUAGGACACUUGUGUGCAAGCACACGUAAAUAACAUUUUUGGAAAUUUUUGCUGUUUUUAAGGUGGAUUGUCUGAAACAUCCUGUCCUGAAUAUGUUGUACUUGUGGUUCACACUGGUGAUGGGUCUGUAAAUCUGUGCACUCACUCGUUAAAUCCAUGAUUAACAUGGAGCAUUGGGGGAAAUCUCCUCACUUUAUGUAUGUUUACCUUAUAAGAUCACUCAUGAUUUACACACCUUUAUAUAAACUUGAGUCAAAAAUAAGUUUCUCAAGAAAUUAUAUUACUCAAAUACAGGGUUUAAAGCACUGGUUAUUAUUAAGCUUAUGGGUAUUACAGCACAAGUAGCCAGUUCUGAUUUUGCUAUUUUAUAGAAAUCUAUUCCUCACAUAUCCACUUCAUACACAAGAUUUGCGUAGGAUAUUGUAAAAUGGAAAUGUACUGUGUUCAGAAAAAACGAUAAACAAAAAAUCCAGUCAACCCCUUCUGUUGAAGAUGUCUUUCUUGUGAAAGAAGAGUUUGGUCUGCGUAUAUACAUGUAGUCUUCAUGCGUCCAUCGUGAAAUGUAGGGCUUUCAUACAUAUCAGCACUAUAACUGCACAUGUGUGGCUGAGCAUCACCUUAAACACAAAGCCCUUUUACUGAUGCCGUCAGACUCUGUGAUGCUGUUUCAUUUUUUUAGUUAAAUUUUCCUUUUUGUGCUUUGCAAAACUGCUGCCUUGACUGGCCAGGUCCCAUUUACUUAUUAAUCAUUAUUAUGAAUUUUAAAUCCAUCCAAGAGGUUUUUUUUUCAGUAUAAGCUUGGUCCCUUCAGUUUCUACAGAGCAGAAGUGAACAGGGCUGAAUAAAGGAGUGCAAAUUAACUGAUAGGCUAGCAUCCACCCUCCCCGCAAAAGCAAGGAAUAAAACAGGUCAGGACAUUGACCUACCUGUCCAUGAGGAAAAUCCAAAUAUGCAGCUUAAACAAUGAAUAUGCAUGUGUACUGUUCUUGGUAAAUCUUUUUCCACUGUCUGUGUUUACUUGAUUAGAAUGGAAAAAUCUGUUAUAGUUGCAUCUCUGACAUAAAAAAAACCACUCCAUUGGGGAUUAUAAAUAGGUUAUGUACCACAUCUAAAAAGAAAAAUGGAAAAAAAAUUAAAAACUGAAACAAAAAUCUCAGCUUGGUAUGCUCCCCUCAUUCUAAGUAAAUCUAUUGCAUUGUAAUGGUAUACUAUUGGGCUACGUAUAUACUUGGACUUAAAACAUGGAUGCUGGAUUUUGCAUGAUCAUACAUUUAAUAAAACCAUGAAUUGACAACUAUCAAGUGUUUGUCUGAAUGCUAGUAGGCCUUCGUCAUAGCUUUUGUAAUUACUGAAACUUGAUCUUGGAAGUAUUUAAUAAAGAGACCAUUUCAGCACA
Molecule: messenger RNA, 4783 nt
Organism: Electrophorus electricus (electric eel)
Lineage: Eukaryota; Metazoa; Chordata; Actinopteri; Gymnotiformes; Gymnotidae
Gene: camk2g1
Product: calcium/calmodulin-dependent protein kinase (CaM kinase) II gamma 1
Biological process (GO): protein phosphorylation
Molecular function (GO): ATP binding; calmodulin binding; calcium/calmodulin-dependent protein kinase activity
Source: RefSeq, a predicted model, not a curated record